GGAGAAGAUAACAGAAAAAGAAAAAUUGGAAAGGAAGAGAAAAACAAGGGUUAAAAUGUCACCCACAGAAAAGGAAAGGCCAUAACCAUAUCAAAACCAUAAGGAACGCAAUUGGAUCUGCUAUUCGGAUUCUGCAACCUCCACAAUCUGAGUAAUCGAAUUCGAUGCGAGGCCACAAUUGGAUCAACACCCUGCUGCCGGACGAGUUACUCAUCGAGAUCUUCCGCCGCCUCGACUCGAAGUCCAGUCGCGACGCGUGUUCCCUCGUCUGCACGCGCUGGCUCCGUCUCGAGCGCCUCACACGCGCCGCCAUCCGAAUCGGCGCCUCCGGCUCCCCGGACCUUUUCAUUCACCUCCUCGCUGCACGUUUCUCCAACGUCACCACCGUCCACAUCGACGAGCGACUCUCCGUUUCGAUCCCUACUCACUUUCAGGGAAGAAGACGCGCGAGCGAGAAUUCCGCGGUGAAGCUGCAUUAUGUGGCUGAUAAAUACGGCUCUUCCUCUGACCAGAGCGAAUUCGAUUCGCUCUGUCUGUCUGAUUCUGGAUUGUCUGCUCUCGCCGAAGGCUUUCCCAAACUCGAGAAGCUUAGGUUAAUCUGGUGUUCUAACGUCACCAGCGAGGGUUUGUCAUCGCUAGCGAGAAAAUGCAUUUCUUUGAAGUCCUUGGAUUUGCAGGGUUGUUAUGUUGGAGAUCAAGGUUUGGCUGCUAUUGGACAGUGUUGCAAGCAACUUGAAGAUUUGAAUCUGCGUUUCUGUGAAGGAUUGAGUGACACAGGUUUGGUUGAAUUAGCAUUGGGUGUGGGAAAUUCGUUAAAAUCUAUUGGAGUGGCAGCUUGUGCGAAAAUAACUGACAUUUCAAUGGAAGCUGUGGGAUUACACUGCAGAUCUCUAGAGACCUUGUCAUUGGACUCUGAGUUCAUCCAUAAUAAAGGGCUGCUUGCUGUGAUUAGAGGAUGUCCACAUUUAAAAGUUUUAAAGCUACAAUGUAUUAAUCUAACAGAUGAUGCUUUGAAAGUUGUGGGAGUUAGUUGUUUGUCUUUGGAGAUGUUGGCUCUAUACAGUUUUCAGAGAUUUACUGAUAAGGGUUUGUGUGCUAUUGGGGAAGGAUGUAAGAAGUUAAAGAACUUGACUUUAAGUGAUUGCUAUUUCCUAAGUGAUAAGGGUUUGGAAGCAAUUGCUACUGGCUGCAAGGAACUCACUCAUCUUGAAGUGAAUGGAUGCCACAAUAUUGGAACUUUGGGACUAGAAUCUGUGGGAAAAUCUUGCCAGCAUCUCUCAGAAUUAGCAUUACUUUACUGCCAAAGAAUUGGUGAUGCUGGCCUUCUCCAGAUUGGACAGGGGUGCAAAUACUUGCAAGCGCUGCACUUGGUAGAUUGCUCAAGUAUUGGAGAUGAAGCCAUGUGUGGCAUAGCCAGUGGCUGCAAGAAUCUAAAGAAACUUCAUAUCCGUCGCUGUUAUGAGAUUGGGAGCAAGGGGAUCAUUGCUGUGGGCGAGAACUGUAAGUUGCUAACAGAUCUCAGCAUUCGAUUCUGUGAUAGGGUGGGUGAUGCGGCCCUUGUUGCCAUAGCUGAGGGCUGUUCCCUUCAUUAUCUUAAUGUUAGUGGUUGCCAUCAGAUUGGAGAUGCUGGAGUGGUAGCCAUUGCAAGGGGGUGCCCUCAACUCUGUUACUUGGACGUGAGUGUAUUACAGAAUUUGGGUGACAUGGCUAUGGUUGAAGUGGGAGAACACUGUCCAUUGCUGAAAGAAAUAGUACUCUCACACUGCCGACAAAUAACAGAUGUUGGGCUAGCCCAUCUUGUAAAAAGUUGCAGAAUGCUUGAGUCAUGCCACAUGGUUUAUUGUUCAGGUAUAACUUCAGUUGGUGUGGCCACCGUGGUUUCUAGCUGCCCCCACAUAAGGAAGGUCCUUGUUGAGAAGUGGAAGGUUAGCCAACGUACAAAGCGCCGAGCUGGUUCAGUCAUUUCCUAUGUGUGUGUGGACCUUUAGACCUUCUUCCGUAUCCAUGCAUAUCAUAGUAGGAGGCGUUUUUGUGAAUGUAUUUUCUUGUACAUAUGCUCAUACAACAGUCACAUUGGUGACUUCAUAGGACACUGAAGAUGUAGGAAUUCAUAGCCUUAGAUAAACAAGUGAUGCUUUUAGUAACUUCAUUUAUGUGUGUGUGUGUAUAGUUGAAGAAAUAUCAUGACUCUUUGUAUUGUUUAUUUCCAAAAUAACAAGUUUAAUCUAGAUAUA
Vigna umbellata (rice bean) is the source of this 2234-nucleotide messenger RNA. RefSeq lists its product as uncharacterized. The record is from RefSeq and is a predicted model, not a curated record. Lineage: Eukaryota; Viridiplantae; Streptophyta; Magnoliopsida; Fabales; Fabaceae. Gene Ontology annotation, cellular component: SCF ubiquitin ligase complex. Gene Ontology annotation, molecular function: protein binding. Gene Ontology annotation, biological process: SCF-dependent proteasomal ubiquitin-dependent protein catabolic process.